AUGUCUCUUCCCAGGUAUGCGCCUGAGAUUGCCCAGCUCGGCGGAGUUCGUGGGCCUGAGUUCCUACCUUUUGCUCUCUACAACUUAGCUGGGAUACCGAGCAGAUAUAUCGAGAGUCUGGAGGCUGGACUUGAUGAGAACAACAUAAUUGGGACUGAGCCAAAUGCGAUUCACCUUGUCAGCCUUGCUCCGGAGUCCGUGCUGCAGCAAGAGACCUUACACGAUGCUCUCGUUGCCCAUAUCCAAUACUGCACUGCUCACAUGGACAAGUUGGACUAUUUUCCAUUCGGGUUUUUGGCCGCGCACGAUAGGUGCUGGGACCGCCAGGGACUCUAUCUGGUCUACAUUGAUUUUGAGGAACCUUUCGAGGUUACUGGAUUCCGGGUUCCAUUAGACGAUGUUUCUACUGCUGUGAACAUCUUGAGAGAUAAUGACAACGGAGCUAAGGAGGUACGCGACAUCUACGAUAUGGGUAUGUUGAAGUGA
Molecule: messenger RNA, 486 nt
Organism: Aureobasidium vineae
Lineage: Eukaryota; Fungi; Ascomycota; Dothideomycetes; Dothideales; Saccotheciaceae
Source: the annotation of a GenBank genome assembly